Diaporthe batatas is the source of this 6092-nucleotide messenger RNA. RefSeq lists its product as uncharacterized. The coding region runs from base 1230 to 2432 and encodes 400 amino acids. The record is from RefSeq and is a predicted model, not a curated record. The transcript is spliced from 2 exons. Gene Ontology annotation, molecular function: RNA polymerase II cis-regulatory region sequence-specific DNA binding; DNA-binding transcription factor activity, RNA polymerase II-specific. NCBI's taxonomy places the organism in Eukaryota, Fungi, Ascomycota, Sordariomycetes, Diaporthales, Diaporthaceae. Gene Ontology annotation, biological process: regulation of transcription by RNA polymerase II.
GCUCUGCUUCGUGUGUGCCGUCAUCCGCAAAACGUGCCGGGGCACGACAGACUCACCCGUGGCGCACUUAUCUCGGGGCCCCAGGAAGGAUCUGCAAUAUUUGGUCACUGCUAUUCAAGGUCACAUCCCACAAUGGGGUUGGUUGCCCGUUUAUGGCCUUUGAUAUCAUGUUGCGGCCCCCAGACCCAGAGUGGUGCCCCCCCCUGGCCCCCAUCUUGUCUGUGUCUGUUGGUUCUACCCCGGCGCCCUCCUCAGCCCACUCAGCCCACGCACCCUUGUCCAUGUCGGUGGCCAUGUCCAUGUCCACAUCCGUACAGCGACGCCUUACCCACACAUCCUUCCUCUUCUUGUCUUUCCGUGUGUUGGUGAUAGAUUAGUGUUGGUGAUGCGCGUGUUGGUGAUGCGUGUUGGUUGACCUUCCUGCUGCCCAGCAUUGCACCAUGAAGUAUUCUGUGUGGUCAGGGACUGGACAGCCCCAUCCUGUCCGUCUCACACCCCCCUUCUGCAGGCAGAAUUUGGCUCAGUCGCGGAACCAAUCCUCCCACUCCAAGCUUUCAAACCCAUCACAUCGCAUCAUUCGUCAGGCGAACAUUAGACAAACCGGUGGGAUCCAUAAGUUGCAGCCCGGCCCAGCCCUCCUUCUUGGCGCCGGUAUAUCUGCACCCCAGUCUGCCCUACCACGAGUGAACAGGCACAGCUGCCCAUCCUUGCAUUCAGUCUGACUCCUAUCUCGAAUAACAAGUUCGCGGCUUACAUCUUAGGAAACGAAUAGACUAUCGAUCUAACUACUUAAAAUAUCCAGUCUCACCCGCGCCGCCUCCGCCUUCUCCUUGAUCACACCCACACCCUCAUCCACGCCCUCGUCCGCCGCGCCCCCACUCCCCUGUUUUCCUUAAUUGAUUUCCUUCCGGCCCCCCCCCCCCAAAACAUAACGCUAGACGUGGCCCGUCAUCCCUUGGCCCGUCGCCUCGAGCUCACUUGCAUACACAUAUCUGUUUGGUCUCCCCUGCGUUGGGUGGUUGUAGUGUUGACCAACGUUGAACCCACCGGCCUCAACCCGGACAGCCUUGUACAGCACUGACAAACGCAAACGACUCGCGAGGAUCCUGUUCAGUCAAGAGUACUGCUUGUCACCACGUAAUCCGUGCUUUUGGGAGACUCUGCCUGGCGCGCCAGCCGGUCCUCGGGCGUACCAAUCACCACUUGGCCCUUCCCUUUUGCCUCGAGCCAUGGACCUCACGCCGCCGCUCACCAAAUCACCCGCCUCUACACCGAAGACGUAUUGCCCAUCAGAGACAUCCUCCUCGGACUAUCCCUCGCCUGACCUGGUGGAGCAGCACUACAGGAUCUCGUCCAUUUACGAGUCUGAUGCUCCCUGCUCGAUGGCACCAGAGAAUUCACUCCCUCCCCUCGACGGCCUGGCCCAAGGAGAGUGGAACCCCGCCGCGGCUCUACAUCCGUCCUUGACCACCGCGUCCAUGUCCAGUGUGCUGAGCGCCGAGUACGACCCCUUUGCCGCUUAUGGUGGCUCUGUGCCUGGGCCCUACACCCACGACAUGUAUGGCAGCAACUCGCACACGCCACCCCAGACCAUGGCUGCAUCCCGCUCUCCAGAUCCAUCCCUCCGAAGGUCCUCACUGGCCUACACACAUUUGCCAGCGGCGUCGAGUCCAACAACUCCCAGAAUAAAAGCAGAGACACCAUCUGAGUAUGAACAGACGGAAAGCUCCCACUACCCGUCGCCGCGAAUCACGAAUGCGCCAUACUCGACAAAUAUGGGCUCGUACCCAUCGCUUCCGUCACUUGGGCAACCGGCAAUGCAAUCAGCUAGUGGAUACGCAUCAGAGGGGCCCGUGACGGCCUGGACCAAACCGGACGAGUAUCCCCUGGAGCCGGAACGUUUCUACCUGACCACAGGUAGCCAAUCGCCAGCUGCUGUGUUUGGGCAGCAAGAGGCAAGGAGACCGGGACGGCUUGGAAGUAGGUCGAAACGGGCACCGAGGAAGCUCACGACCAAGGAGGAGGCCAACUUCCAGUGCGAUGUAGAAGGCUGUGGCAAGUUGUUCAGCCGCAGUUACAACUUCAAAGCCCACAUGGAGACACACGACGAGAAGCGCGAGUACCACUUCCCAUGCCAGGUUGAAGCUUGCACCAAGAAGUUCGUACGCAAGACCGACCUCCAAAGGCAUCACCAGAGUGUGCAUGUGAAGGAGCGUAAUCACAAGUGCGACUACUGUGCGCGCAUGUUCGCCCGCAAGGAUACGUUACGAAGACACAUGGACGACGGUUGUUCCAAGAGAUUCGAUAUCGGCACCUUGGACUUGCGUCCUAGCGACGAGGAUAACGACUCUCGCACCCUGCCCCCUCUGACGAUACCGCCAUUGAGUCGUGGAUCGUCUGAAGUGAACUCGAACUACUCGUGGGCAAGGUGAAAGAAAGGGCAAGAAAGGGUUCCUACUGGUAGGAAAUCCGUGUAAAUCAAGCAGUCAGACCAUCUGCGCCAGCCAGCGACUUGGGCUUUGUACAAUACAGCGUUGAGGUCUCACGACCCCGGCAAAAGUCUUGCAGCGUAGUGUCAUUGACGGCGUGAAGCUCAAGCGAGCUGAUGACCGUGGCCUUGCAGGGCUUAUUAUGGGGCCCUGAAAAUGCACACCACCUGCGGACAAAGAGGAUGGUCAAUUGGGAUCCAUCCGAGGCAACCCACCCGUAGAUUAAAUUCGGGUAUGACGGGACAGACCAGUAUCUAUUAUGAUAACUCGUGCUCCAAGAAAAGCAAGAAUGGCAACACGGCCCCUCCAGCUCGUUUCUCUCCAGCCCGUAACCUCGUGGAGGUGUGUACAAUGGUCGAUGAAGAUGGCCUGAGCGUGAUGGUCCAGUGCAUACAGAAUGUGAUCACUGAAAACUCCACGGUUACCCCGAGUACAGCAUCAAUUCUGCCGUAUAUGCUACCGGCCAAGCUGAUGAGCAUCUUUUCGAGCAACGAGAGUGAAAUCCUUCCUCUCCCGCUCUUGCUCUGUCAGCGUGCGGAUCAACGUAUCAAACUCCCCUCCCUCACCCUCCAAUAGGAUUUCGACUACAUCCGCCUGUCUACCUAGGCACUGCCCGGGAACCAGGCAACAGAUGCAUGCGUGGUCAUGGAUUGUGCGAUGUGGCACGAUGAGGCGAAUCUGGAGUCGCUACAACUCGACGCCGCUCGUGGGACUAACUGAACUGCUCUGGACGGUGGUGUGCUGCAUUAAGCUGGGUGGGACUGACAUCUCAGUCCGAUCUCCUAAUGAAAGGCGCGACACCGAGCACGACCCCCAGGACAAGCCAACACGUACCUGGCCCUGUGCGCCUACCUGCCAAUAAUCCACUCGAAAUCCCCAAGCCGGUUGGGGAAAUUGCCAUGUGAUUCCAGCGGAAUAUAUAUGUGAGUGGACGGCGCAGUAUUUGGAUAGGCUGCUCGAUGACGGGGUCGCCUCAGGGGGUUCGGAUACGAAGGCAAUCAACAAGCAAAGAUCUCACACGCUUUCUGGUGGGAGGGUUUCGUCGUGCCAGUGUUUUGUGCGAUUCCAACAAUUUCCCAUAUCCCAUGGUCUUCACAUCUAACGCAUUCCACAAUAACCCGGUGGUAGAUCUGCUGCGACCGGAUUGCGACCGGAUUGCGACCAUCAGAUACGGAUAGAAUGCAUGGCGAGGGCCCAUUUCCGGAAGGCUUUGUGCAACAUACAGACAGCACCCGAAUCAACGAUGAAGCCCCCUCAACCGACAGCCAAGGAACCACCCCAAGCCCUGGUCACGAUGGCUUUAGCAUUGGAGACGUUGCGGCCAUAUCCUCUUAACCCUCUACCAGCCACACUCACACAAUGGCUAGAUGAUACAGCCUCACCAUCUACUAUCCCACUCCCUCGACCCAGGAAUGGGCAAGACUCCUGCAUGGCCAGCAGAAUUCUCCUGUUCCCAGCUUAGCUGCACCCAUUAGAGCCCCCUGCGGCCCGAUUGAGAAUCGAGACCAUUUAAUGUUCCAGUUGGCGGUGCGGGCUUCGACCGCGUGCAAGGCAGGUACGCUGUCACAUCUUGGGGUUGUCCAGAGCAAAUUGUAUCAUGCUGGCCAUUUGCACGAUCCGGAACGCGAGCAGAGGCUUCGGGUGGCUGUAGCGUCUGUGAAGGAGUAACGGCGGUACCGCUGUCGCAUCAAGCCCAUAAUCCCCACACCCACCUAUUUCGAUCAUCCCGACGAGGUCGCUUGGCCACGCGCGCAGAGAUUGGACAACCCAUUUCAGGCCAUACUUCUUGCCUGUGACCAGAAGUUCUCCAUCUUCGACCGGGCAAGAAUAUCACGCGCUUCGCCAUCCGUCUCAGCCACCUUUGAAGUCCAGCGCUUGAAAGCCCUUGUUUUGACCUCGCCUUCAAAGACAAGUUUGCAAUAAUUGAGGGUCAUAUCCCUGAGAGCGCCACUCUCAUCUUCGGCCACGAGCCACUGCUUCUGUUGUGCUGGCUGGACAUCCCGAGAUGGGGCGUUCUCGGUCCAGUCAAUACGGUUGCACAUGAGCUUCUUAUAUUUGUUGAUGCUCCACUGGCCGCCCUCUACCACGACCAGGUUGAAUUUUGGGUGCAUGAUGCAGACUCCCGUGAGGGCCAACUGCUCGGCAUUCUUGUGGAUCUUGAAGCGAUGUUGGCCGUUGGCCAAGCUCCCAACCUUGAAGACCAGAACGUGGAGGCCUUUGGCUGCAUCCUGUUCUUGGUUUGAUGCAAGUUUCUCGUGUUGUUGUUCCUUGGUUAACUUUCGCUCCUCGUUGGUCUGCAGGUGCUUUUGGUGUCUCUCGGCAAUCUGCUGGUUCACCAUGGCCUCGACGGCGGUUGGAUCCUUGACAGCCUCCUCGCCCAAAACACGCAUGAGAUUGCCCUUCUUGACCUUUGGGGGAGGGGCGGGGACGAGACCCAGUCUGAUCUUUGCCUGCUCUUCCUUGAGCUCCGCCAUCCUGCGCUGCCUCCGGAGUUUGGCUUGUUCCUUGGACGUGAGGUACAUGGGCUUCGGUGCCGGUGUGUUUUUCUCCUGGGGGGGUUCCAGCGCCACAGGAUGCUGAAUCAAGUUUGUCACAAUGCUGUCCUCGCUGCCGAGUUUGAUGGAGAAGGGGUCGUCUAGGGCGUCAUACGAGGGAACCAGCGCCUCGUCCCACCAUUCGAUUUCUGGGGGCGCUUCUACCACAAAAUUCUUCUCGCCGAGAUCCUCGUCUAUGCCUGCCUUCCUUGUCUGCUCUGCGAUUCUCUUUUUCAUUGCUUCGAGGGCGGCUUGCCUUCGGAGGGCAUUCGCCUGCUGUAUGUAUUUUCCCUUUUGGUUGAAGAGGAGCUGACGGGGGACCCUCUGCUUACCGGCCGGGGUGGUCGAAUCGGCGGGAGGCAAGUAGGGGUUUACCCCAGAGCCUCCAGUUUGCGCACUUCUUGGGGUAGGGUUUUUCUUGUUGGCUGGGAGCUUCCCUUGUUCUGAGUGAAGCCGUGAGGGCGGGCCAGCCCCUGGUUUUUGGUCGGCUGAAGUAGAAGGGGAUGGCCUCCACUGGCCCAAGUCUUCCAGGGCCGGAUGGAGCCCUACAUUGAGACCUCCUUUGGCUUUGCUACCAUCAAUGGCAGCAGCCACACGUGCCUUGAGAGCAGCCAUCCUGUCGGCAGGGGACUCUUGUUUUUGUAUGCGUGAUGAGGCGUCAUGGCGCGGCCCGAGGCCGUUGGCUGGUGGAGUCUGAUGCUUGUCCAUGAUGGAGAUUUCGCCGGCAAGCGGUCGUGACGCAGGAACAAGCCGGGAGACGCACAGAAGCUCUGGUGAUACAAAACACGAGGGACGUGAUCGAUGACCGGCAAGCGCGACUGGUCGGGGGGGCAGCCGCGCACCGUUUGCGGCAAGCUUCGAGUUCGAGCGUUUUGGCUGGGCGUGAGAAGGCGAUGGGUCUUGGCGUCUGCGCCGUAGUGGCAGCUAACUGUCAGCCGUGACGACUAGGUCGGUGAGGAAUGCGACAGCACAGGCGCACGAGGGAGACGGCGACGGCGAGGGUGACAGGCUGGGGUUGGCGGCGUCGACUUUGAAUACAGAACGAAGCCUGCGACUAGAUGCCCAGCUG